Messenger RNA from Corylus avellana, 2055 nucleotides. The record is from RefSeq and is a predicted model, not a curated record. NCBI's taxonomy places the organism in Eukaryota, Viridiplantae, Streptophyta, Magnoliopsida, Fagales, Betulaceae.
UUCGUUUUUCAUUCCUAUUUCAUUGCCCCAAAUUUUUCUUUCCCUCCCCCUUCGCGUUCAGCCACCGCUCAUUAGCACCGGCGCCGACCUCCUCCCUUUCCAUCCCAUCCCACGCGACGCUUUUUGUCCUUCCCACCAGCCAUAAGCACUCGCGCCGACCUCCUCCCUCCUCCAUCCGACAAACUCCCGGCACCACCGACGACCCACAGUCGAACGCCGGCAUCAUUGCUCUCCUUCCCCGUUUGCGUGAGUCUCUUCAAGCGCUUCUUGAUUUGUUAUGCUGAAACGGAGUUGCGUCCAUUUGAUUAGAUCCCCAGCCAUGGGAGAUACCCAUCUUCUCUAAUGCUUUGCUGCUUUUAUUUUGGUCAAUUUUUUUGGCUUUGUUUUGGUUGGAUUUUCAAUUGUUUGCAUUUCCCAGCGAUCUUUUUGUUUUGGGGGUAGGAUAUCUCAUUGAGCAUCGGAUUUAAAAGUUCCUUUCUUGUGACUUCACUUUCUUUUAUCAACUGACUUUGCUGGCGUUGAGUCUUAUUUUUUCGGCUAAGAAUGGUGUGGGGUUUAACUUGGAAAGAUAGUGACCUUUUGCUUCUGUUACUGGCUACUCAAGUUUUGAUCUAAUUUGCGGUAAAACUAUGCUUGGUCAGCUGUUACAAUUAUUGAUGCUUCAUUUCUGAAUGUUUGAUGUUGUCUCAUGGCUUCAUGUUGUGACCGAGUGGAUGUUGUGGCUAAUGGGUUUCGCCAUGUUUAUGCACUACUCGAUAAUACCUCUCUUUCCUUCCUUAUUUCUUUUAAUUUGGGUUUGACAGAGAGAUGGGACACAUCUCAAGUUUGUGCGUGAAUCAAACCCAUCAGCGCCGUUCAUUUUUAAUCAAUGCUGAAUGUGUUAGAUUCACGCACAAACUCGUGAUCUGUCUCCUCGACAACACCUGCUCAUUUUUCAAUCCAGAUUUCACAAGCUUUUUACUUUUGGCGCCAAUUCCGAUUCUACCUUUUUCCCUCUUAAGAAAAAUCGAGGACGUUCGGAGGAGAGGGAAAAAAUAGUAAUCAGAUCGGAUGGCUUCGGGGUCAACGGCUGGGACGGAUGACGAUUAUGAGGCGUUGAUUUCGACGACCGACGUGGAGCUCCUCAAGAGGGUGUGGCGUAACGAGAAGGCCGCCCCAGAGAUCCUUCGCUUCGAGACUGCUCUGAUUCAGCGAACCAGAGGGCAGAUCCAGUUGAUGGAAGAAACCAUUGAGGAAUUUUCAAGUAGUGGGAUUGAUCCUCUAACGGUAUCACUCUACCAGAUGGACUUGGAUAGGACUCAGUAUUUAUUGAGAUCGUACCUUCGGACUCGCCUCCAAAAGAUUGGAAAGUACAUGUUCCAUAUCUCAAAUAAUCCUGAAGUUCAGAACCGGCUUUCUGAACAAGAGAAAGGGUUUGCCAAAAGGUGUACUGAGGAUAUGGAGAGACAUCUUGAAGAGAGUGUUCUGUCAAAAUUGCCUGAUAAUUAUCGGGAUAUACUAAAGCAGUCCAUAAUAAGUGAAGAGAAUGACAUGGUCCCAGAGCCGCAGUUGGACACCUUCGUUGUGUGCAAGAGCAGGAGAUUUCUGGGACCUUUCCAGCUUGAUGGCAGCGAUGAACUGCUGGAGAUGAAGCCUGACGAUCUUUGUAUAAUACAUUACAAGUCAAUAAAGGAGCGUGUACAGGAAGGGGAAAUUGAUUUGGUCUGAGAAUUUUCCGUUAUUCAGAAAGAUGUGCUGCUAAGUGAAGAAAGCCGCGAUGUUGUAACACAUGUAAUUCUAAUUGCUACUUUUUCAUCAUUCAACCAAAUGAAUGUCAUGGCGGUUUGAUUGAUUGUGUUAUUUUAUGACAUUUGCUAUAUAAGGUUGAAUUGUUACCAAGAAUGUUGAGGCACAACCUUAGUCUGACAGACAGGUUAACCUGGAUCUGUAUGUUUCCCACCCGAGAAAGGGUGUGUAAUUAGCGGUUCCAUCUUUAUUGAGUGAAAAGAUGCGAAGCCUAUUUGGCUAUGUUGUAUGAAAAAUUAUCAUCCAUCAAAUUAAUAUUAGUUCCCAAGG